This is a messenger RNA of Coniosporium apollinis CBS 100218, 4062 nucleotides long. RefSeq lists its product as uncharacterized. Gene Ontology annotation, molecular function: GTP 3',8'-cyclase activity; cyclic pyranopterin monophosphate synthase activity; 4 iron, 4 sulfur cluster binding. Bases 1 to 4062 code for a protein of 1353 amino acids. Lineage: Eukaryota; Fungi; Ascomycota; Dothideomycetes. Gene Ontology annotation, biological process: Mo-molybdopterin cofactor biosynthetic process. The transcript is spliced from 4 exons. The record is from RefSeq and is a predicted model, not a curated record.
AUGGCCGAGCCACUCUUCCUCCGUCCCGGCGUGGCCGCCGUGCGGUGCGCAAAACGGCUAUCUACGCCAUGCGGCAAUCGUAUACUUCGAGCACAACGCUGGCAAUACAAGACAACACGAGGAAUCGCGACCGCAGCCGCUGUCCAGGAGCCAGUCGUCGACUUUCCCAGCCAAUCGAUCGAGCUCCCUCCCCAGCAACCCGAACGCAACCGUAAAGACGACCUCAAGCACGCAAAGCCCUUCUCCGACUUCCUGACCGACACCUUCAACCGCCAGCACGACUACCUCCGCAUCAGCAUCACCGAGCGCUGCAACCUGCGAUGUCUAUACUGCAUGCCCGAGGAAGGCGUCCCCCUCUCCCCGCCCUCCCACCUCCUCACCACUCCCGAAAUAACCUACCUCUCCGCCCUCUUCGUAUCCCAAGGCGUCACCAAGAUCCGCCUCACAGGGGGCGAACCAACUGUGCGCUCCGACAUCCUGCCCCUCAUGCGCAGCAUCGGCGCCCUCCGCUCCCGCGGCCUCAAAGAGCUGGCUCUUACAACCAAUGGCAUCAGCCUGCACCGCAAGCUCGACGCGAUGGUAGAGGCGGGGCUCACAGGCGUGAACCUCAGCCUCGACACGCUCGACCCGUUUCAGUUCCAGAUCAUGACGCGCCGGCGCGGCUUCGAGGCCGUGAUGAAGAGCGUGGAGCGCAUCCUGGAGAUGAACAAGCUCGGCGCGGGGGUGAAGCUCAAGAUUAACUGCGUCGUCAUGCGCGGGCUGAACGAGCGGGAGAUAUUGCCGUUUGUGGAGAUGACGCGCGAUAAGGACAUCGAAGUGCGAUUCAUCGAGUAUAUGCCGUUUGAUGGGAAUCGGUGGAGUCAGGGGAAGAUGCUGCCGUAUCGAGAGAUGCUGGAGAUUAUCAGGGGGAAGUAUCCCGAGGUUAGGAGGGUGCAGGGGCAUAAGAAUGAUACGAGUAAGACGUUUGGGAUUCCGGGGUUUGUGGGUAGAUUGGGGUUUAUUACGAGUAUGACGCACAACUUUUGUGGGAGCUGUAAUAGGCUGAGAAUCACGAGCGAUGGGAACUUGAAGGUUUGUUUGUUUGGGAAUGCGGAGGUGUCGCUACGGGACCUGCUGAGGAAAGAUAACAGCGGGCUGCCGAUGGAUGAGCAGGCGUUUGAAGCGCUCAAGCAAGUCGAGAUGGAUAGGCGGCAGGGUUUGCUAGGGGAAACGCCGCUGGGCUUCAGCGCAAGAGAGAGAGAGCUGCUGGAUGUGAUUGGGAUGGCGGUUAAGAGGAAGAAGGAGAAGCAUGCAGGGAUGGGAGCGUUGGAGAACAUGAAGAACAGGCCGAUGAUCUUAAUUGGUGAGGUAGAUGAAGGCAAGCGCCUGCCCGCCAAACUACCUUUCCCUCCGCGGAUAUCUCUACGCCGAACGUCUUACAACAUCAUAGCCGCGCCAUCAUCCCCGUGGACCCUAAUUUCAACAACCCUCCUCCCAAGCAACCGCCUCCCUACGAUUCACUCGCUCACACACCACGCCCACUUCUCCACCACCUCCUGCGCCGCGAAACCCAGUCUUAAGACCACCUGGGUCUCUUCUCUCCGCUCAUCCCUCUCACAGCGCUCCGCCAGCGUCGACGCCGCUCCCACGCACACCUCAGGCCAGCAACUAGCAGCAAAGGCCGAGGACACACGCAACUUGCAGCGCAACAAGGGCCUCGUACGGCGGACCAACAACUCAGCUCCGCUGUGGGGAGGGCGAGGCCAGCAGUGGAAGAAGGUCGCCGGGAAGGGUUGGGAGCGGAAGAAGGCGAAGAUGGCUAGGAAGUGGGAGGGCAGGGAAGGGAAGUGGGAGAGCAUGGGAGGUGUGAUUGGGGUCGGGGAUAGUAGAAAAGGGGGGGCUGGGAAGGGGGAGAGCAAGAAAGAGGAGUAUGCGAGGAAGGCGGCGGAGAGGGCGGCGAGGCGGGCGGAGCGCAAACGUCAAGGUGAUGAGGCUGAGAUGGUAGCGGCGGAUGAGGCUGCUAUGGUUGGGAUGGAAGAGGGGGAGCAGGGGAUGGGGGAGAAGGGUGCGCUGUGGAAAGAUGCUGCAGUAACCCCGGAGCAAGAGGUGGAACAGGAGCAGCCGAGACCAGACCCGCCGGCGAGGUUGACGCGGCAGCAGCGGUUGAGAGCCAGAGCUGCCGGAAAAGGAAGAGAGAUGUCAGAAGAAGACGAUGCAUUCGAUACGCAGGGGGUUCGUGAGCCACGCCUGGACGUCCUGAUGAAGCGGAUUGAGAAGAGAGAGGCUGCGGGUCCGAUUGGGCGCAUGAUGGAGAUGGAGAUGGAGGCGAAGAUGGAUGAAGAGAUGGAGGAGAGAAACAAGCGGAGAAUGACGGUUUUGGAGGCGUGGGAGCGGGAAGUGGAGGCAGAGAAGACGGAGGCAGAGAAGACGGAGGCUGGGAAGGGGGGCAUUGAGAAGCAGGAGCCGCAGGAAAAGAGGACCAAGAAAGCGGAGGCUGAGAGCUCGCGUGACGAGCUUGAGCAGGAAUUAUGGAGGCAGUGGGCAGCUAACUCAGAGGCGUUUGAAUUGACGACAGCCUGGAUUCAAACCCACAACCCGGAUCCUGCGAUCUUUGUACCUAAGCCUCCGUGGACGAAAAGGGACAUUGCGGAAGCUAAAGGGGCGAAAGCCAUGUUGCUGAAAACUCAAAGGCAAAAGGCCAGGGAGAAUGGAGCUGAGAAGCUGCGUACGUGGAUGGAGAGGACAAAACCGACGGUUGAGAAAACGGAGACCGGGCCUGCCGAAGCUGAGAUGACCAAAUCUGGGAAGAUGCGAGCCGGGACAGAGGGACCUGACACCACCGACGCCCAGCAAAGAGCGGGCUUCGCAACGUACAACCCGCCAGUUAGGAAGAUUGGGGAGUAUAAGGGUAGGGGCUUAGCUGACGGCGAGCAUGAAGCGGAAACCCAGAUUCGUCGCAAGCAUACCGGCUCGCCGGCUGCAUCCAAAGCGCUGGAACCGGACACUGAAUCACAACGCAAAGCACAGGCUGACAAACCGUGGAAAUUGUAUGACAACUUCAUUGACUCUACUGACGACGUCGCCGAGUAUGCACCUGCGUCGACUGGGGGCGAAGAAACCAGUCACAGGAAAGCGGCGGCUGAGGGGAACAAGGACGCAUACAAGCCGGCGGAAGCUGAAAUAUUCGUGGUACAAGCGAAUGAAAACAAACCUACGUCUCUGGGAGUGACAAGAACCAAUAUUACAGCGCAGCGCAGGGCAGUUGUUGCCAAGCCAGCAAUACCGUUAAUAGACAGAACUGCCGAAGAUCCGUUCACGGAGAGUAAGACGACGAGGAAGAGGAAGGCUGCGCCGAAAGCGGACGAGAACGAACCCGACAUGCUGGUUGGUGAGAACAGCGAGGAGCCGGCUCUGACAAUUGAGCGAAGAACGGCGUCUGAGGAGGUGUUACGGGAUGCCCCUAAGCCGACAAUCCUCGCGCAUGGGGCUAUUUCGGAGGCAAAGAAAGAGUGGUUUCGCCUGCAGAUCAGUAAGAGGGACGGUCAGGUACGAGAGCUUGAAAAUCAGAUCAACAGCGUCGAGAAGUACGUUAGCUUGAUAGAGGAAAAGCGGCGGAGACGAUGGGGGGAGGCGGUGGCUGCCUCCCGACUACAAAACGUACGACGCCGAGUCCUUGACCUGGCAGAGAAGGUCUGGGAUAACCACGCAGCCAUCCGCGGCAUGAAAGGACAGCUGGGUGCAAUCAUGCUUCCUGUGCGGGCGCGGCAAGAAAUUCCUAGCAUGGAAGGGAAGGUCGAGGAAAGCGAGCAGACUCUCCGUAGCCUAGACGAAGAGGUGAUACGUGCUGGUGUCCUCAUUCGUGCUUUACGAGCUGGCCUGGUGCAGUUGACGCAAGCUAUGCCAGUUGUCGAUAAUACGACAACGACAGCAGUCCACGAUACGGCUGACAAGCCGCAUGCAGUCGCUUCCGUAGCUGAGAUGGAUGAAAUAUCUCCAGGGGCCGCGGAAUCCGGGGAAGCGAAGAGAGAAGAUUGCUUCACGAUUACAACUAUGGAUGGGUUCCUCGUACGUUACGAGAAAUAG